AUGUUUAUCUCAACAUCACCGUCACAGCGUCACCGUCACAGCAUCACCGUCACAGCCUCACCGUCACAGCCUCACCGUCACAGCAUCACCGUCACAGCGUCACCGUCACAGCAUCACCGUCACAGCAUCACCGUUACAGCAUCACCAUCACCGUCACAGCAUCACCGUCACAGCAUCACCGUCACAGCAUCACCGUCACAGCAUCACUGUCACAGCAUCACCGUCACAGCGUCACCGUCACAGCAUCACCGUCACAGCGUCACCGUCACAGCAUCACCGUCACAGCGUCACCGUCACAACCUCACCGUCACAGCAUCACCGUCACAACAUCACCGUCACAGCAUCACCGUCACAGCAUCACCAUCACAACAUCACCGUCACAGCAUCACCGUCACAGCGUCACCGUCACAGCAUCACCGUCACAGCGUCACCGUCACAGCGUCACCGGUACAACAUCACAGCGUCACAGCAUCACCGUCACAGUACAUCAGUCUUCAUUCAUUGCUUUCGGUAAAGUAUCCCCGGUAG
Homarus americanus (American lobster) is the source of this 528-nucleotide messenger RNA. RefSeq names its product agglutinin-like protein 1. The record is from RefSeq and is a predicted model, not a curated record. The coding region runs from base 1 to 528 and encodes 175 amino acids. The transcript has 2 exons. NCBI's taxonomy places the organism in Eukaryota, Metazoa, Arthropoda, Malacostraca, Decapoda, Nephropidae.